Messenger RNA from Anopheles nili, 462 nucleotides. RefSeq lists its product as uncharacterized. The coding region runs from base 1 to 462 and encodes 153 amino acids. Lineage: Eukaryota; Metazoa; Arthropoda; Insecta; Diptera; Culicidae. The record is from RefSeq and is a predicted model, not a curated record. The transcript has 2 exons.
AUGUCGUUUGCUGGAAAUAUUCAGACAUUUCGCAAAAAUUGUGCAUCAGUCAACUUUCCCUUCGCAGGUCGUGAUAAUUUCAAGAAAAUGCAGGAUUCCCCACACGAAAAUGGCACUGAGUACGAACAAAGUUUUGUGCAUUACCAGACAGAUUCAAAACCGGUUCUACGCCGCGACCAGAUGAGGAAGUCAUAUAAGGAAAAACUAGCUCAAAUAUUGACAAAAAAUGUUUGUGAACAACAGGAAAUCAUUCAUAAGCAGGAAGAAGAACGAAAAAAGUUGAAAAAACGGUUAAAUUAUUACUUGGCGAAGAAAACCGACAUUGAACCGCAAUAUAACCUUCACCGAACGGAUGAGGUAGUUACGUUCUGGAGUUAUCACAAACGGCAAAAUUUCAAUCACCGACGAAACAAUGAUUUCACUAAACCGCAAAAAGACAAAUUAAAUACCCAACUGGAAUAA